UGUGUAUCGUCUUCUUUCAAAGCGGUAUACUGUCAUACUUGUCAAAUUACUUAUAUUUUUGUUUAUAUUUUGAUUUUGCUUUCUGAGUAAUUUUGAUAUUUCUUUGAACUUUCUAGUUUCUUGGUUUUUAAGGGUUUCCAAAAUUGAGCCGACAAUGGUAAAAAAAAACCAACCCUCCACUUCAUUGGGUACAACUGAACCACCUGAAGAGUUUUCUGUGGAAAAAAUACUUGAUAAAAGAACUAGGAAUGGGAAAACCGAGUAUUUGCUAAAGUGGAAGGGAUAUAGCAACGCCGACAACACAUGGGAACCGGAAGAGAACUUGGACUGUCCAGAUUUAAUUUCCUCAUAUGAAGUCAGCUUUGAAAAAACCCUGCGCGAAAAUGAAGAGAAGAUAAAAAAAAACAUGACUGAAGAUAAUAGGGCCAGAGGAUUCGAUAGAGGCCUAGAGCCCCUAAAAAUCAUAGGAGCGACCGACGCGAGCGGCGAAUUAAUGUUUUUAAUGUUAUGGAAAAAUUGCAAAGAAGCCGAUUUAGUACCGGCGAGUCAAGUCAACGUACGUUGCCCUUCAAUCGCCAUCAGUUAUUAUGAAAACAAGGCGAUGUGGUACACCAAGGAUCCGAUAAUCGAAUUGGAUUAAUUUUAAUUUUGUAUUAAACAGGUGUGCUGUUAGUAGGGUUGUGGAUUUGACCGGUCAACUUUUUUUUGGUCAAUUGACUGGACAAUUAAAGCAAAAUUCAGUAUGCAGUGGAUGGAUCUAACUACAUUCCACAUUUAUAUAAAGACAGCAAUAAUUGUUGUAAAGAAAUUUUGCUUGUUGGGUAUUUAAUAACUAAAUUUUGGAAAUCUUGUACAGGGUAAUCAAGUGAAUGGUAUAGUUUGGUCCAUCCAGGGAUACAUUAUAUAAAUCAAUAAUAAUAAGUAGUUUAUUUUCCAAUAUCCAUGAAUAAUAUAAUUACAAUAAAUGUGAACCCUUAAAAUUAAACAAAAAAUAUCAAUCUCAGUUAUUAAUCUGAAUUAUUAUUAUGAGUGUAGUUUAGUUUAGGAGUGUAGCUAAUGGAAAAUUAGAAAUAGAUUAAAAAAAAGAAACAUCAGCUUCGGAGGAUGAAGAAAGUCGGGUAUUUUUUCACAUUUAUUAAUAAUAUUUAAAUUGUGUUUAACAUAGACCAGCUUUCCGGAGCGUGUAGUGUUCAACCUAUUUCUCAAUUUACUAUGGAGAACUUCCCAUGUUGACCAGUUCCUUUCACACGAAGCUGAAGAGGCCGGCAUUUUUAGUAACUUUAUAGCUACAUCGUGAAGUACCGAUUUCUUUUGCCAACUCUCCCACCAAGUUGAUGGAGUAAUAUCCGAUGACGUUUUACAAACUGAUUUGGUACUUUUUACUGCUAUCCAUAUUAUUCGAUUGUUAAAUUCAUUUGUUGCUGCUCUAAAAUUUGAAAUUUCUCCAAUUACGUCAACCUCAGAUUUAUUGAAGCUAAGUUGUAUUAUUAGAUUCGUAGCACGUUGCAGCUCAUCUGAGGUUAAAUUUCCUCCUUUAUACCUAGGAUCGAGUAGAUAUGCUGCAUUGUGAGUGUCGGUGCAGGCCAUAUCGAUUCUUUUUAUUACCGAUUUAGUCGUCAGUUUUUCUUCAUUUUGAAGAAAUGGAUUUUCUGAAACAAAUGCAUCAAAGUGUUCUUUCAAGAGGAACAGCUUGUGCUGGACAUCUGACAAAGUAGAUUUUCAGAGAUUGAAAAUUACCGUCCUGCUUUUCAUUUAAAAUGGCAUUGGGAAUAUGUUUUAAUUUAAAAAAUUUCACAAUCUCCUUACAAACACUAAGAUGAUCAGAGAACGUUCUAAGCGAUUCAAUAUCUUUGAGCAGUAAAUUCAGAAUGUGAGAAACAUAGCCAUACGUUUGUAGACUUGGGAAUGUUUCCUUUAAUUGGGCUCAUACAACUUGCAUAUUUGCUUCGUUGUCGGUUACCAGAGAAGUAAUUUUAUUUUCACCGAUUUCUUUAAUUACCCUUGUAAUUUCACUCAAUGUAUUGGCCUGUGUGUCUAAUUGCCUUGUGCUGUGAAAAAUCAUAGAAAAAAUCUCCAUUAUUCGUAUGCACCAUGUAGUUUAUUAAACCUUCGUUUCUAAUAUUUGUCCAGCCAUCACUCAUUAAAGUUAUAUUAUCUUCACUAUCAAGAAUAUCUUUGAUGUUGUUUUUUAUUUUGUUAAAGCACCUUUCGAGGUGUGAGGUUGCCAUAGUUUUUCUGUCAGGAAUUUUAAAAGCUGGUCGCAAUUUUCCAAAAAAGUUUUUUCCAUUUGUCUGAUUCGAACAUUGACAGGGCGCAAUUUGAAUAGUAAAAAGCUUCGCAAAAAAAUGUUUGUAACUCAGAUUGCUCAGAUUCGCUUACCGUGUCAACAAAUGAUGUUAAUUUUUGCAUUUUUCUACAAUUAAUAGGUGGCUGAGAGGAACCAGAUGAAGUACUUGGAAUUUCAUGAGGAAUUUCAUUGAUUUCUGUACGUAGCUUCUUGCUUUUCUUGGGAAAUAUUGCUUCGUCUUCAUCUUCGAAGGAUUCAUUCAAACUGGUCUUUGCCUUGUCCAUCUGAAAACAAAAUAAUAAAAUAAGACACUCGUGCGAUCGUGUCUAAUGGUGUAAUGUGUAAUUCAUAUUAUUUUCCUUAUUUUUUCAAGAAUAUUUGUACUGUACACUAUACACUAUACCCAAACCCCAAAAAUUGAUGAAAUCCUAGUCCCUCAAUCUCCAAAAACCAAAAAGUAUAGACAACUCAAAACGAAGACCUUCAUGAAAGCUAUAUUCUAAAUUUAUACCAAUAUAAUUUGAAUUUAGUGCAAAACGAUUGAUUUUCUUUCUACUUUCUAUAUAUUUUUUAAAAUAUUGGUAUUAAUACCCGGUAUUCCCAAAAAUUCCCCCACUCUGGCCUCAAAAAAGGAACUCGAAACCUUCAUACAUAAUGACAUUUUAUAAAAACAUGUUUUUUGGUUCCAUUGCAAUAUUUCUCCUUUACUUUCAUACAACAGGAAAGUAAAAAAGUAUAUGUUAAAAAUAUCAGUAAAAAGCUUUUAUCCGGAAUUUCUCUUCCCAAGAAAUAACAUUUAAUUUGUAUUGCUUACAAGUUAAUUAAAAACAUUACUCUUUUUGGGAAACUACCUAAAUAAUCAAAUACUAUUUAUAUGAUAGUAUACUUACAUAAUCUUGUCGAACUGCUUCUGGAACUGAUUUGCACUUUUUGAGUAUGUGAUUCUUCAUUCUAUCGGCAUAAGCGAUGUAAAUUGCUUCACAGUAGUUACAUUUGCCUUUCACUUUAUUUAAUUCACGAAUUUCCGUGAAACAAUUCCAAAUUUUGGUUUUGGACUUGCCCAAAUUCAUUGUAAUUACGUUGUUAGUUCACAAAAAUCCAAUAAUUAUGAGUACAGCUCGAGCUGCAAUCUCUAACGCUAGUAAAUACGAAAUACGUUUUCAGUCGUUUUGUUGCGAGUGUUGGGAUUCCCCGAAUCAGGUGUAUCGGAUUUCGUAGAAGACGGCUGUGAGUAAAUUGGACUGCUUUCAAUAAUUUAUAAAUUUUAAAAUUAAAUUAAUGUACUUACUUACAUCAUAAAACUCUAAAUAAAACAUAAAUAAAUGGUUUUUGAAUAUUUUAUAUAUUUUGACUGAAAUUGACUGGUCAAUUCACCAGUCAAUUGACCAUACCCAACUCUAGCUGUUAUAGUAAAUAAGUGCGACACACUUCAGAAGGUGAUUCCCUAUGGAAAAUACGCGUUUUUUUUGCAUACAAACGGCACAGAAGAUUAUUAGUCACAAAUUGAACGAUAAUAUCGCAAAUAACUUUUAAUUUGAAAUAUCGCAAUGGCGUACAAUUGUGAAAUAAGACGUCCCUUGUUGCUGCUAUCAAUAACAUUUUAUUAAUACCCAAUUAUAUUACAUAUAUUGUUUAAUUCACUUCCUAAUUAAUUAUUCAGCAAAAUAUAUAAUGUUAUUGGACUAGUAUAUUAUAUUACGUGGAAUAAUACCUAAUGCUUACUAAACUAUUUAAGGUUAAUAUACCCAUGGUAACAAUACAACAAAUUAUUUAGAUUGCACCAUUUCCUAUAACUAGAAUAUAAUAUAAUUUGCUUAUAAAAUAUUUUGAAGGUUAUUGAUCCUUUACACAAUUUUUCUCUUAAAAAAACUGAGAAUUUACCCGUAUGCUCACCAAUAAUAACAUUAAAUUGCUAAUAGUAUAUCAAAAAUGUUUCAAUAACAACUUCUUAAAACUCACGAAAUGUCAUUGUUUCAGAGGAAUAAACCAGCAGCUUGUAGGAAAAAUGUCAACACUCCGUAUCUCGGAAAUACGAUUAAAUAAGAAAUUGUCAUUAUUUUUUCACGCAACCCCCUCAAGUCUUUCGCACUUAUUUACUAAAAUUAUGUAUCUAUAUUUAAUUGCUUAUUGAGAUAAGAGCUCUGAUUUUUUCCUGUAGACACCUACAUAAUGUAAUUAAUUAGGUCGGUUUAAGUUCCCACUUUAACUUGUACAUAUUGCCGUUAGUUUUAUUUAUAUUAUUAGGUUGAAUAAAUCUUGUUUUUUUUACAAAUGAAUUAUAAAUAUCUUUCCAUUAACAUUUUUUAUUCAUUUUUAAGGUUAAAAAUGUGAAUGGUGAUAUCAACGAUAACAAAAAUAACAAAAGGAGCACUGGAAUUGCUUUAUUAUCGGCCCUCUAAGCAUUGUACUUCUCCCUCUAACUAUUUUUUAAAUUUUAUUUUAGUACAGGGUGGCCAGCUAAAAUUCUAAAAUGACCGCUAGGGGACGUAAUUGCAAUCUUGAAUCUAAAAAAAGUAAAGCCCUUAUAUAAUUUCAAUAUCGAUAUUUAUAUUAACCUAACAGAAAAAUACUCGGAUCUUUUAAGUAGAGGACAAUUUAAAACUUUUUUGUUCGACAGUUUUUGCUGUAUCUUUGAGAAUAAAGUGCUGGAGGAGUAUUCAAAGGUUUCCGUAAAAAACACCUAGUAUCUUAUAAAUAGCUUUAACACAAUUGUGUGCUUUAAAAAGAGGCAUUUUUGGGCUUUAACUGUUUUAGUAUUCGAAGUUUUGUUAGUUUCAUAUGUCACCGCCAGAGGGCUUUUUUGAACAUUUUUUUUUCAUGAAAAAGUAGUUAAAUGAUACCCAAACAGGCUAGCGGAAAAAACCGCAUCUCGAUAUCUUAUUUCUAACCUUAAAUUUAGGCAAAAUAAAAUUUUGUAAUUUAAGCCAAAUAAAAUACGAAUGUUUAAAUUAAU
Anthonomus grandis grandis is the source of this 5240-nucleotide messenger RNA. Its product is annotated as chromobox protein homolog 1-like. Lineage: Eukaryota; Metazoa; Arthropoda; Insecta; Coleoptera; Curculionidae. Gene Ontology annotation, molecular function: chromatin binding. Gene Ontology annotation, cellular component: pericentric heterochromatin; nucleus. The transcript has 4 exons. The record is from RefSeq and is a predicted model, not a curated record. The coding region runs from base 155 to 640 and encodes 161 amino acids. Gene Ontology annotation, biological process: chromatin organization; negative regulation of transcription by RNA polymerase II.